This is a messenger RNA of Amoebophrya sp. A25, 2792 nucleotides long. The record is from the annotation of a GenBank genome assembly. NCBI's taxonomy places the organism in Eukaryota, Dinophyceae, Syndiniales, Amoebophryaceae.
CGUUUCCAGAGUCGACGUUUUUGCAACCACGUCAAGGCAUAAUUACAAAAAAUGAAGUCUGCUUUUUCUCAUCCUUGCGGUAUCGCUGUGUCUACGGUUCACAGACGCUGUGCUAGUACAGCAGGUGUAUAUGCUCAGAGCGUCGCUACAAGUUCUCCUUCAAGUACAUCACAAGCAACUGGAACUGGCUCGUCUUCGCUCCCACAGCCACCGGUUGCGCCCACUACGAUCACGAGUAUGACCGGGUCCCUGCGAGACCUUGCAUCUGCAGUUUCUUUGGGAAAUGGCGCUUGGCGUCCUGAGGAUCUUGCGCGUCGACUUUGUGUGGUAACAAAAUCUCUAGAGCUCGAAACCGGAACAUCAACAUCGAGCACCGCGACUACGUUUCAUAAGAACGAUAAUGGAACAAGGUAUAGCACGUCUAGGAGUAAUGUGCCUGUUGGAGGUUUCACAGGACCAGAUCCACUCCAAAAGGAUGCUUUUGCCGCUUGCAAGUCGCCAAAUCCAAGGCUGGCUGCGCAUAGCAGUAGUUCGAUUAGCAGUGGAGCGAAGAUCCUUGAGGAUCACAAGCAUUUGGAAAAGAUAGGUGAAUAUUUUGCGUCUCUUGCAGACCGAAGAACGCUAGCACCAGCAGUCACACAGACGGUGUGCUGCGCGUUUGCACGGCUCGGCUUCAGGCAUGAUCGCUUCUUCAAGAGUGUGCAGACAGCAUUUCUUUCAUCUCCGAUGCGGCUACAAAGUUUACCCGACUACGUCCUCUGCAAUUUGGUGAACGCUUUCGUUCGUCUCGGCUACGUGGAGGGCGCCUUUACAAAGUCGCGAGACCUUCAGCAGAGUCCAUGUCUAAGUCGCGCAAUAUUGGAGUCAGUUGACGGCUGUCUGACGUACAGCAAGCUUUCCACCACAGACGUCGUUUCUCUCUUAUACGCCUUUGCUCGAAUUGCGCCUGAGCGUGCUAGUAAAAGAAACGCGCCACCGUCUCCGCUAGCAUCCGUUUUCCGCAAUGGAGCGCGAACUUUGCGAGAACGUCAGGCAGCGAUGCCUGUCGAUCACGCGACAUCGCUCUUAAAUUCGUUUGCUCGCGCAGUGCAGCAACAUCAAUGCUUGCUCCAGCCAGUUGAGGCAGUUCCUUUAUCCCAGGAAAAGAGGAGUGACGAGUCGAUUGAUUCUCCAGUGAAUGACUUGCCGGGCGCAGGCAACACCGAAGAGAGCACAGUGGUCGACCAAACUCUCUUCGAUCACUUGGCUCAGAGCGUUCUAGUCGCAGGCUCUGCAUCCGCAGCUGAUAUUUCCGUCACGAUGAACGCAUAUGCGAAAGCAAACUGGUCGAGUCCACGGCUGUUUAUGAGAGGAUUUUUUGUUAUCUUGUAGCAUGUCGCGGCUCACUUCUAGCUGCUGUACUAAUUUUUAUGCAUGUUCAUGCUUAUGUUUCCUUUCUCUCGUAGAUGUAGACGUAAAAUCAUCCGCGUUCAUAAAAGUACAAGUCCUGGCGAACCGGAUGCUCGAAGAUGAGGGGCAGCGCGUAAUGGAGGCUUCCGCGGCGAAUCUGGUGCAGGUUGUCCACGCUUUGGCGCGGUUUGACGAGUUUCAUUAUGGCCUUUUGCAUGCCAUAGAGCGACGACUUCUUGACAUGAGGGCUACAGAGUCCGGUAGCGAUGGUCAGAACGGCGCGCAUGGGAGAGCGUCCUCAUCUAGUUCUUCUGCCUUGGACGGUGUUCCCAAAAUAGACGGCGCAGUUUCGGCUUUUUUUCCUUCUGCGAAAGAAAUUGCGAACAUUGCGCAUGGAUAUUGUCGUUUACGCACAGGCUCCAGGCCCUUCUUCGACCUGCUCUUCGCGGUCUUUGCCACGAAGAGGGCCGAUUGGGAUCCGCAAUCUGUGGCGCAGAUUCUAGACGUGUGUAGGAAAAGAUCUUUGGGAACGCCGGCAAGGGGAAAUAGUGGGGACAGCGAAACCUCAGCCACAGAAGUAGAAGUUGAUCAGCCUCGGCAGGGAAUUUUUCCAACCCACGAACGAGAUAGUAGUUCUCGAAGAAGAACCGCACAGGAACCAAGUGCCCAUAAAUCGGCGUUGUUGUCGAUGCUCGAAGAGUAUUUUGAAGAGAAUUUAGAGCAGUUCAACGCUGUGGCGGCGGCACAAGCGGCAACUAGCCUCGUGAUGAUGAUGCCAACUCCGGUGGCAGCGUCAAGUAUGCUUCGUGUUUUGGAGCGGGUUCACACAUUUAUGGCAGCUAUCUUGUUUGAGAGGCUCAGUUUACUUUCUGUCAAGUAUGAAUUUUUUUCUCUUUAUGCCUUGGUACAUCUAAAAAUACGAAGACAGGAGGCAUGUCACCUACUUGAUUAUAGCUUUCUUAGGGAGUAUGAUAGAAGCGCUGAAGGUGUCUAAUCAAGCUAGCGACAGAAAUCCGAAGGAAAGGCACAGUGGCAAGCACAGACGUCUACCUGAACAGUCGGGCAGAAUAAACAAGCCGAAUGCAGCGACUAUCAAAUAUGUGUCAAAGUUGUUGGAGCAUUACAAAACGCGUUUUCCUGAAGAAUGGGAAAAGCUACGCGCACGGGCUCAACCAGAGUGGAUUGAUACGUAUUUUUGAUACAUCAUCACACCCCAACGGGAGAUGAGGAAAGCAUCACACAUCUAACGAAGAGCAUAAAGAAGUCAAUAAGUUCUGGGUUUUGUUUUUUUUUGAAUCGCAUCUAAUCACACACUUUUGGGGUAUUUUUCCAUGUUCGUAUCGGACACCACGAGUCUCGCAGAUAAUGAAUUUUGAAGAGGUUUUUAUGGGAGAACACUGUGG